AUGGCUGGCUUAGAUUUUGUUCUCUUUGAAGAACCAACCGGUUAUGCGAUCUUCAAGGUGAAACUUCAGCAAGACAAUAUUGGUUCCAGAUUAAAGGAUGUCCAAGCAGCUGCAAAUGAUUUGGCAACCUUUUCCAAGUUGGUUGAACUUGUCUCCUUUGCUCCUUUCAAAGGUGCUGCACAGGCUUUGGAAAAUGCAAACGAUAUUUCAGAAGGUUUGGUUUCCGAUUACCUCAAAUCUGUCAUUGAAUUGAACAUUCCAAAAUCUGAACAGCAGAUUAACCUUGGUAUCUCCGACAAACAAUUGGGUCCAUCCAUCAAGGAAGUCUUCCCGUACAUUGAUUGUCACUCCAACGAAGUUGUCCAGGACUUGUUAAGAGGUAUCAGGUUGCAUUCCACAAAGUUGUUGAAAAAUCUACAGGAAGGUGACAUUGAGAAGGCACAGUUAGGUUUGGGUCACGCUUAUUCUAGAACAAAGGUUAAGUUUUCUGUUCAAAAGAAUGAUAACCACAUUAUCCAAGCGAUUGCAUUGCUAGACCAACUAGACAAAGAUAUCAACACCUAUUCUAUGAGAGUCAAGGAAUGGUACGGUUGGCAUUUCCCUGAAUUGACAAGACUAGUCAACGAUAACCAUAUCUACGCCAAACUAGUCUUGAAGAUUCAAGACAAGUCCAACCUCUCUGACGACAACUUGCAUGACAUUGCAGCAUUGGUUAAUGACGAUGCAGGUUUAGCCCAAAAAAUCAUCGACACUGCAAAGAUUUCAAUGGGUCAAGAUAUCUCUGAAACCGAUAUGGAAAACAUCUUGACAUUUGCUCAAAGAACAGACUCCAUUUCUACAUACAGAGCAAAUCUAUACAAGUACCUGACCGAUAAGAUGCAUGUUGUUGCUCCAAACUUAUCCGAAUUGAUUGGAGAAGUUGUUGGUGCAAGAUUGAUUUCUCAUGCAGGUUCUUUAACCAACCUAUCCAAGCAAGCUGCCUCCACCGUUCAAAUUUUAGGUGCAGAAAAGGCUCUUUUUAGAGCCUUGAAAACUAAGGGUAACACUCCAAAGUAUGGUUUAAUUUACCACUCUUCUUUCAUUGGUAAGGCAGCUCCAAAGAACAAGGGUAGAAUCUCCAGAUACCUUGCCAACAAAUGUUCCAUUGCUUCCAGGAUCGACAACUUCAGUGAUGAUGCGAACAACAUAUUCGGUAAAGUGCUCAAGCAACAGGUUGAAGAUAGAUUGGAAUUCUACACUACUGGUAAAGCCCCAAAGAAAAAUUCUGAUGCUAUCAAGGAAGCUCUUGAAUUAUCUGGUGCAAGCGAUUUAGCUGAAGCGCCAAAGGAAGAACAGAAGGAAAAGAAGGACAAGAAGGAAAAGAAGGAAAAGAAGGAAAAGAAGGACAAGAAGGAAAAGAAGGACAAGAAGGAAAAGAAGAGAAAGGCUGAAGAUGAUUCUGAAGACAAGAAGGACAAGAAGAAAAAGAAGAAGUCCAAGGAUUAA
Pichia kudriavzevii is the source of this 1485-nucleotide messenger RNA. RefSeq lists its product as uncharacterized. The record is from RefSeq and is a predicted model, not a curated record. Gene Ontology annotation, molecular function: snoRNA binding. The transcript has a single exon. NCBI's taxonomy places the organism in Eukaryota, Fungi, Ascomycota, Pichiomycetes, Pichiales, Pichiaceae. Gene Ontology annotation, cellular component: small-subunit processome; box C/D methylation guide snoRNP complex. Bases 1 to 1485 code for a protein of 494 amino acids.